UAAUGGGAAACUCUUCAGAAUUCCAGAAAGCAGUGAAGUUGGUGAUUGACACAGUUUCAUUUGAUAAAGACUCAACAGUCCAAGUUUUUGAGGCAACAAUCAGGGUUUUGGGAAGCUUGCUUUCUGCCCACAUAAUAAUCACAGAUACCAAACAGCCUUUUGGUGAUAUGACCAUUAAGGAUUAUGACAAUGAACUGUUGCAUAUGGCUCAUGACCUAGCAGUGAGACUACUUCCAGCCUUUGAGAACACCAAAACUGGAAUUCCAUAUCCUCGGGUCAAUCUGAAGAAGGGGGUACCUCCAGACAGCUAUAAUGAAACUUGUACUGCAGGAGCUGGUUCCUUGCUGGUGGAAUUUGGGAUCCUUAGCAGGCUGCUUGGUGAUUCCACAUUUGAAUGGGUGGCCAGGAGAGCCGUCAAAGCACUCUGGAGUCUCAGGAGCAAUAACACUGGGCUGCUAGGAAAUGUUGUGAAUAUUCAAACUGGUCAUUGGGUUGGAAAGCAAAGUGGAUUGGGAGCAGGGUCGGAUUCAUUCUAUGAAUACCUUCUGAAGUCUUACAUCCUCUUUGGAGAAAAGGAAGACUUGGAGAUGUUCAAUGAUGCUUAUCGGAAUAUUCAGAACCACUUAAGAAGAGGUCGAGAAGCUUGCAAUGAAGGUGAAGGUGACCCUCCUUUGUAUGUUAACGUAAACAUGUUCACAGGACAGCUGAUGAACACGUGGAUUGACUCUUUGCAAGCCUUUUUUCCUGGACUACAGGUAUUGAUAGGAGAUGUGGAAGAUGCUAUUUGUCUCCAUGCUUUUUAUUAUGCCAUAUGGAAACGAUACGGAGCUCUCCCAGAGAGAUACAACUGGCAAUUGCAAGCGCCGGAUGUUCCCUUUUAUCCACUGAGACCAGAGUUAGUGGAAUCCACGUAUCUUCUUUAUCAGGCCACAAAGAACCCGUUUUACCUUCACGUGGGGAUGGAUAUUCUGCAGAGUUUGGAAAAAUACACAAAAGCAAAGUGUGGCUAUGCCACAUUACACCACGUUGUAGAGAAGACAAAGGAAGACCGAAUGGAGAGCUUUUUUCUCAGUGAAACAUGUAAAUACUUGUACCUGUUGUUUGAUGAAGAAAAUCCAGUGCAUAAAUCUGGAAAUAAGUAUAUGUUUACUACUGAGGGGCAUAUUGUGUCUGUGGAUGAACGUUUUCGUAACUCACUGUGGCAAGACAUCCUCCCUGGAGAAGAGAACGGCGCAGAAAAAAUUAAACCUAAUGAGUUAAAGGCAGUCAACUUCAGCUCUAAUUGUAACAGAGUUCCUGAUGAGAGGAGGUAUUUGCUGCCCUUGAAGAGUAAUUACAUGAGACAGAUUGAUCGAAUGGUGGGCUUGAUCUGAAUGGUUCUUCGGAAUAACUUUUACUGUAUGUCAGGAGGAGCAUGGGAUUUGACUGUAGACAUUCCUCUCCUCUUCAGCUACACACCUGCAUAUGCUGAGUCACUUGGGUUUUCCCCAUGCUUGUUAAUUUUCAGUUAUGGACAUGAAGGGAGAUCAAGUUCUCUUACGAGUUCAGUCUUCUGAACUGUGGUCACUUCACAUGCCACCUGAACAGAGAUUUAAGACUUCCUAUGAAAAAUGUUGGAAAUGAAGGCUGGAUAUACUU
This is a messenger RNA of Nestor notabilis (Kea), 1638 nucleotides long. It is a transcript of the gene EDEM1, whose product is annotated as ER degradation enhancer, mannosidase alpha-like 1. The transcript is spliced from 10 exons. NCBI's taxonomy places the organism in Eukaryota, Metazoa, Chordata, Aves, Psittaciformes, Psittacidae. Gene Ontology annotation, molecular function: calcium ion binding; mannosyl-oligosaccharide 1,2-alpha-mannosidase activity. The coding region runs from base 3 to 1373 and encodes 456 amino acids. Gene Ontology annotation, biological process: carbohydrate metabolic process; mannose trimming involved in glycoprotein ERAD pathway; endoplasmic reticulum mannose trimming. The record is from RefSeq and is a predicted model, not a curated record. Gene Ontology annotation, cellular component: endoplasmic reticulum; membrane.